AUGAACUUGGCAACUCGAGCAGUGCGAGAAGAACAAAUUGAUAGGAGCGGCUUAGCGCCGUCAUGUGAUGCCGCUGGCUCCGAAUCCUCCGAUCGAUCGACUCCGAUAGCUUUGGGCAACGACCGCUUCCUUCCAAUGACAAUCGCCGGUCUCACAGACUCAGGAAUGGCCACAACCGAGGGACAGCCCAGCGCUCCCAAGCCUGGACUCGGCGAUUUGGAAAAAGAAUUAGUGUGCUCGAUUUGCACAGAGCUAUUGUAUCAGCCUCUCACCUUGCUCGACUGUUUGCAUACUUUUUGCGGCUCUUGUUUGAAAGAAUGGUUUUCGUGGCAAGCUGUGCGGCCGCGCACUUCGAGCUCAGCUCCUCGAUUCACUUGUCCGUCCUGUCGAGCCUGCGUUCGUGCAACGAGACCAAAUGCCACAGUAACGACACUGCUAGAUAUGGUGCUGAAGGCAAAUCCGGAGCACGCGAGAUCGGAGCAAGACAAACAGGAAAUCGCGAAGAAAUACAAGCCCGGGGAUUCUGUGCUUGUCUCGCCAGAGGGUUCCGAUGCUGAUGAAGAAGACCGACAACUGAUCGACAACGUGAGACAGCAAAGCCUGGCCGAAGUUUCUAGGGCUCACAGACGAAGAGCAUCCAGUGGUCAUGCAGGGGAAACGUUCAGCAGGCGACAAACAAGAAGCGCGGACAACCGAGAAAGGUCGGACGACGAACGCAGAAGUCGCCACAAUAAUGAGCGUAUUACUAGACGACGAGCCCAGCAGAAUGCUGCCAUGAAUGCUGCUAGAGCAGGUGUGACCGUCGGCCCGGAUAAUGAUCCUGCUCGGCGGAUAGAGCAUCAAUCGAGUCUACGUUCCCUACUAAGUGCGUCGGACGUCGCAGAUACAACGCAAGACGAAAUUGUCCGUUUGAUCAUGGAAGAAGGGAUGUUGGAUGGGAUAGACCUGAGUGGAUUAGACCAGGCUCAAGAAGAAGAGCUGAGCGAUCGACUCGUGCAGAUUUUCCUUAGCCGACACCCCGAGCGGUCAAGAAGGAGCAGCGAAAACACAGAGCGUCCAUCACCUUCAUCACAGCAACAUCGUCGAUCUAGAUCACAUACUGCCCAGAGUGGAAACCCUGUGUCAUCGACGGUAGAAGCUGGGAGGCGCCCUCCCGUGUCCCGGCCCCAUCUCCUAGAAGCAACUCCCACUCCAUUGCGGCAUCAACGAAGAGCAUCGGACGAGACUCGACGACGAAGAACAUCUCCAACUCCCGUGUCUCCAGCAUCGACGUCUGAAACUGCCCUUAGACCAGCAAUGCGGUCCUCUAGCGACAUGACAAACAAUCGCCCUAGUGGCUCUCCAUCUCAGCCUAGAACUAGAGAGUCAUCGGCAGCUUCUAUUUCGCGGCGAUCGACCGAGCCCGAAGGUCGUGCCUCGGACAUGUGGCUAGCUGGAACCAGAGACAGUUCACAGCAGCCACAGACUGGAAGACAGGUGCUCGCUUCAACGGAUACAAGCAGUCCAAGUGUAAUGACACAAACGGAACGGACACGUUCAAGUUCCAAUAGUGGGUUAGCAGGUGUGUCUGCAGUCGAUACACCCUCUCCUUCUUCCAGUGCUCCCAAUUUACCAAUUGCGGCACGACGAACUGCAGUAUCGCGUCCGACAGCAAGACAACAUCCAAUCCGUGUGCCCUCUACUCAUUACAGGGAGCCUUCUAUAUCAUGUGAACGUUGUGGAAAGACGGAUAUUCAAUACAGUCUUCAUAAGCGAUGUACAAAAUGCAAAGAUGGCGAUUAUCACGUCUGUUUUCACUGUUAUCGCCUCGGCCAGGGAUGCCCCCACUAUUAUGGAGUUGGUAGUAUCGGCGAGGCUGUUUUCAAGAAGCAACAUCACCCAGCAACUAGAUUGGCAGUGGAGCAACCUCAUGUUUUGACUUCACAACGAUAUCGAAAACCGAAAGAAAGUUCGCUGCGUGGCACGUCCGAUAGAAAGCAGAUAACCAACGAAGAUCCAGCCAUUCGAUUGGAAGACGGCAUGUUCUGCGAUAUUUGCCAAUCUGCGGCUAGCAACUGCUUUUGGCAAUGUGGCGAUUGUAAUGAUGGAGAAUGGGGCUAUUGUCGUCGCUGUGUAAACCAGGGACGCUGUUGUAACCAUUCAUUGCUGCCUAUUCGCAGAGUAUUGCCAACCGAGACUGCUACAUCUCCUACAGAAGCGACACCAACCGGACUAGCUAUUGUUCCCGCGUCAUUGACAUCUCCUGGUUCGACGGCUUACCAAGUGUUAUCAUUUUCAACUGAAUGCGACAUUUGCAAAUAUCCCAUCGCACCAUCAUCGACCCGAUUUCACUGUCUUCAAUGCAACGAGGGGGAUUAUGAUGUUUGUACAAAUUGCUACCUGAAACUGGUUGCGUCUGGGAAGAUCAGCAAGGAAAACGGACACAGUGGCUGGCGUCGGUGUUUGAACGGUCACCGCAUGAUCGUGGUUGGAUACGAGGACCAUGAAAAAGGCCAGCGACGGGCUAUCGUUCGAGAUCUUGUUGGCGGUUAUACUCUGAAAGACGAGAUCCCGCAGCCCUCUAGUCGCUCCGACUCUCAAGCUUCACUCGCCUCACCCGACCUUGGUACUGGAGACUGGUCCUGGAAAGAAGGAAAUACAAAACGCAAAAAGGCCAGUCGCGUUCGCACUACGCACACCGACGCUUCUUCACCUACACCAGAUGCUUCGUCGCCAAAUGUGUCUCAACCACCAUCUGGCCGUCGCGUAGUAGGCACUGUCUUCCCACCUGACGGUGGCUUAGGCCUGGUCUUGAAUGCUAGUUGGUCAUAUUUCGCAGAUGACAAUUGCACGGACGAGCUGUCAUUCCCGCGCGGCGCAGAAAUCACAGAGGCAGAAAAUAUCAAUGAUGAGUGGUACUGGGGCUAUUACGCUGGACACACGGGAUUAUUCCCAGGGAACCAUUGCGUCUUGGUCAAGGAAAUUACUUGA
This is a messenger RNA of Talaromyces rugulosus, 2970 nucleotides long. RefSeq lists its product as uncharacterized. NCBI's taxonomy places the organism in Eukaryota, Fungi, Ascomycota, Eurotiomycetes, Eurotiales, Trichocomaceae. Gene Ontology annotation, molecular function: zinc ion binding; protein binding; ubiquitin-protein transferase activity. The transcript is spliced from 2 exons. The record is from RefSeq and is a predicted model, not a curated record. Gene Ontology annotation, biological process: protein ubiquitination; mitotic cell cycle checkpoint signaling; ubiquitin-dependent protein catabolic process. The coding region runs from base 1 to 2970 and encodes 989 amino acids. Gene Ontology annotation, cellular component: nucleus.